Athalia rosae (coleseed sawfly) is the source of this 6091-nucleotide messenger RNA. Its product is annotated as protein dimmed-like. The transcript has 7 exons. Lineage: Eukaryota; Metazoa; Arthropoda; Insecta; Hymenoptera; Athaliidae. Gene Ontology annotation, molecular function: protein dimerization activity. The record is from RefSeq and is a predicted model, not a curated record. The coding region runs from base 2592 to 3206 and encodes 204 amino acids.
CAUCUCCUAAGAUGGAUGAAAAAUCAUACUCGAACACUCUAACAAAAUAGGAGUAGAACCAUCGCGAAGAUUCAGGCAAGGAUCAACCUGGGGCGGAAUUCGAAUCGAAAACGAAAUUCGAUCAUCGAAUACGAUCACUCGUAGGUGUAUACAUAGGUAUGGGCACGAUAUAUUCGUGUGAUGAGGAGAGAUCGCGAGUCCUAGAUGAUUGCAAAAUAUAUAAUAUAUAUAUAUAAACUAUACCAAAUCUAUAGCGGCAGCGCUUUUGUUUCGGAACUAUAAUACACAGAGUCAUCUGCACGCUCGCUCGGCGGCGAAAUGGGAUCCCAGAUAUAGUGGUGCGAUUUAUAACGUUCGCCGCGAUUCGUUAGAUCCUAAAUGGAACGGAUUAGAAAUUUUCAAGCACAUAGCUAACGGCUGCAUGAGGUUAUAAGAUACGCAGACAUUUCUGCCGGUGGUUUUGUGCACUGGUGUUGGUGCAGCUAUAUAAUAUAAUCCGCUAGAACGGAAGACAGGCGAAACGGAGUGUUUUCUGUAACGGUCUUUCUUCUCUCGGGAUCCGAAGGCCGACCUUGACUCGCUUUCAGUUCCUCUUCGAACCUGGAGCACCGCUAUCUCGAGUUUCUCGAUUUUUCAUAUUACACCUAUGACGUGCCUAUUUCUUUUCUACGUACACAGUCGCCAUUUCAUACAAAGCCCAUUGUCUACCGAGGUUCGAUUAUAUUCGCAUCGAUUAGACGCGUGACUUACACAUUUGCAUGUUGGGAUGGUUCGCCAUUUCUUUUUUUUUUUGCUACCUCUCAAUCUUUCUUCGCGUAGGCGAAAAAUGAAAGACUUCGCUCGAUUCGUGUGCAGAGAAAUUUUCAUCGCGCCACUGAAAAGUCGCACAUAACUAUAACGUCGUACAUACCGUACAUACAUACGUAUAUAUACCUUGUAACGAACACACACACGUGCAACGUUGGUAAUUCAAUGUGCAGAUAUCGCUGAUGCAACGACCUCCUAUCUAUAAUAUCGCAUCUGAAACGAUGACUCAAUAGAAAUAAUGUAAGAAAAGGUCUCACGGAACUUAUAAUCCAGUUGUCUGUUGCAUAUCGCGCUACGCGUCGCGCGUUCUUUUCGUCUUGAAAAUCUGAAAGCUUUCAAAAAUUCUGGUAUCGCGUGUCGUAAAUUGAAUCGGAGAUGAUAUUCGGGCUUAACUUACGCUCGGUUCUUACGAACACCGUGAAAUUUUUUUAGUCGUAUAACUCAUAAAAAAAAUUGGCCAAAUAUACGAAGUUGACUACGUCUAUUUCGGAUUACAAAUGACGGGCUCGUUUGUAUGUAAAACAUCUUGAUAAAGUUCAGUCACCGAUUCGAAUGACGUCAAGGCUUAUCGAGCUAGAAAACUGACGAAAAUCAUUUGAAAAUUCGCAUCUCGUACGAUCGAGUGCGAUCGAUAACGAGAAAUGAGAACGUGUAGCGGGUAGAAUUCGUAAAAAAAAAAAUAAAAUAAAAUAAAUAUCCGCGUCGUUUGCGUCGCGAAAAUUGGGAAAGUUAAUUGGCGUAAUGAAAGUAGGAGAUGUGAUUGAAAUUGAAUCAAUAUCGCGCUUGAUUUGAACGUACGUACUUUGAAAUUUGUGUACGAUAGAAAACCGAGUUAAUUCAGAUUACCAGUAUUUUCGUUUCGUACGUCAGUCGCUUUGGCUGAUGGCGUCGCUACGCUCGAUUCCGAAGCGUCGCGGGAACCUUCAUACUGCUUGCGGCUACGGAGAACCGCGCAUGGCGAACGUAGAAUAAUGUCCAAAGUUUCGGUGUUGAAAUAAUCGAUAUAGGGUCAUUUUAAACCCGUGAAAAUAGCCGAAAAGUGCAAAAAGUGUGGAUUAAGUAAAACUCGGAAUUAUGAACUAUAAUUCGCGAAUUUUAAUCGUGUGAAACUAAAGAAAAGAAGGGAUCUUCACCGAGCGACUUCGCGUCCUAAGAGUGAAACGGAACCGGUGUGCGGUGUCAAUAACAUUCGUAAAAAUAAAAAGAGUGGGGAUUCGGUGAAUUAUCAUUGGCUCUUAUCGGUUACUGUUGUAGGACAGUUUCGUAGUUUUAUUACAGUGCAAUAGAAACAGCUGACUUUCGAUUAAAUUUCAAGUAUAUCGCCAUUUUUUUCUUUCCAAAAAGAUCUCUUCGGAGUGUCUAUUUCAGAUGUUGAAUUACCGGUUAUCCUUUAAAGAAGAAAAUGCAGCUGGGAUUUUAAGACUGACGAUUAAAAAUUGUACAUUUGAUAUGAAGUCUUAGCUGUUUUUCUUUUCUUUAAAAGAAAAAAAAAAAAAAAACGUACUGCAAUUUUGCCACCUCUUAAAAUUUCUGCCGCCGAAGACGAAGGUGCGGAACCGGAGGACCUUGACCAGCGAAUCUCUUCGGAUCACUAGAAUUGCCGACGAUUCGAUUGAUAUGAAGAGGGAAACUUAGCCAAUCAGGACCCCCCACCCGAGUGGCACGUUUCUCAGCCGAUGCAGCAGCAGCAGCAGCGAGCGAGCGAGCGAGCGAGCGAGCAAGCAACUUGUAGAGCGCAGCGAGUACGGCAGGAUAAUAGCUAGGCCGUAGCUAUUGUGCGAAGAAUGCGGAGCCUCGAAAGGUUAUCUGGCAGCGACCAAGACUGCGCUGACCAGGAGAUGUACAUCGACCUGGAUGACGCCUCCGUAGACUCGCUCACCGGAAAACGAAGUCGGCAUCAUGUCGUCUCCGCAGAGGUGGGCGAGGAAAGUGACAGCAGUGGUAGCGAAAGAAGUCCUAAGCAGGCAAAAAGGCGGAACCGAGGGGCACCGCCGACGACGAGAAGACGUAAAAGUGGAAUAUCCGCGAGAGAACGCAACCUUCGGAGGCUCGAAAGCAACGAGAGGGAACGAAUGAGGAUGCACUCGCUCAAUGACGCCUUCGAGCAACUACGAGAAGUUAUACCUCACGUUAAAAUGGAAAGGAAGCUGAGCAAAAUCGAAACGUUAACGUUAGCCAAGAAUUAUAUAAUGGCACUGACCAACGUUAUAUGCGAGAUGCGAGGGGAGGAACAGCCUUACACAUUCGUGGACGGUGAAUGCGGUUCGAACAGCGGCGACAGUACGGGGCAGCACGAAUUAAGCGGUGGCGAACAACCGGAAGAAGCUUCUCCAGCGUCGAUGCACGAAACGAAUAACAAUAGUUUACUUCAUGAGGAUUUGGAGCGUCGAAUACCAUAAUUUUCGAAAAAUUUUAGUGGGCGCAGAGGGUCGAGGAUUGCCCGGAAAUAAAUUUAACUUAAUUUCACUGAAACCCACGGGAUUUCGCGAGAAAAAUAAACAUGGAAAUUUACGAAAAAGUAUAAUAUAUAGCUAAAAAACAAACGUAUAUAAACACUGCUUAAAACAAAUUUAUCGACAUAGAUGUAUACACAUAUGUAAAUCAUAUUGUAUAUACCAGCGCGAUCUGCACGACAGCAGAAAAUGUAAAUCUUUAUAUAUAUAUAUACAUAAUAUUAUAUUAUAAAUCGAAAUCCCUAUGCAUAAAUUCGCAUAAAUAAUUUUGCCGAAACUGUAUAGGAAAGUUACGCGAAAGUAUCAUCACAUGAUAACGAUAAUAAUAUUAUUGAUAAUAAAAUAUUGAAGGUAACAAUAACAACAAUAAUAAUAAUAAUCAAUAAGCAUCUAACCAUGAUGAUCUAACUAAUAAUCACAACGAUAUGAUAUAACUCUGAGAUAUUGUACUCGGAAUUCGGUUACCCACGAUGUAAAAAAUAUAUACAAUUAUUAUUGUGCGCGUAUACAUAUGUUAAAAAUAAGAAGAAAAAAAAUAUAAGAAAAUCAUAUUUGCAAGAUAAGCACACAUAUUAUAUACAUGUACAGAACAUAUUUGUGACUGUGCGAGAUUGGACGAUGUAUUGUAUGUUGUUCGUUAAUAUUGUUUGUAUUCUUUAUUUUUCUUUUCUGGUUUUUAAUUUUCUGAUCAUGAACAUGUAAUCCGCAAAUCAAUUUUUCUCAUAAAUUGGCAAACGUACGUGAUUUAAUUACCUACGACCAUGAGGAAAGGAAGGUUUUAUUUGUUAUAAAAAAUGAUGAUAAACUGUGAUAGUUGUUUUUCUGGUUUUUUUGUUCGUUAACGAUUCGGUUCAAAAAUAAACAGACAGGGGAAAAGAAAAUCGAAGACCGGAUGUGAAAAAACUGUGUGAAACAAUCAAAAUUUGAAAGAAGAAAAUUUAAUUAAAAAUAGAAAAGAAAUGGUGUAAAUUGAGUGUCGAACUUUACAAAAGUCCGUGGUUAAUAUGUGAUUAACUUUUAUUUAAAGAAAUGAACUAAGGACACGGGAAAGUGAUGUAAAAUUUACGUUUUUUUUUUCAACGCUACGAACAACAAGUGAACGUGAUAAACUCGAUUUAAAUUGAACAAAGACGUGCAGCGUGUUAUGACGAAUCUACCGUCCACUAUAUUAAACAAAAUGAAUAUCUAAGACUGUAGAUUUUAUAUUGUAGUGAUGGAUUCGAGAGAUUAUCAACAAAUUUUAUAAUUACAACACGCGUAAAGUCCAAGAAAGUUACCAAAUACAUGUGUUACAAAAACGAGUUACCAUAUAUUGCGGUUGAAAUAAAAGUAAAAGAGAAAAUUUUUUUUCAAAUGAAAAAUAUAUUAACGAGCAAGUUUUGCCAAAAACAUCUUUACACACGACAAUAUUAAACGCAGUUCACAUGCCGAUCAGUUCUAUGUCGGUUAAAUAAAAAUUAAAGUGAGUUGAAUACGCUAAAUGAAUAAGAACAAGAAAAGAGUAAAUUGAAUUAAAAGAACUGAAGACCUCGCAAAGUGCAGCGAUCGGACAAUGAAUGAAAGUAUUGCCUGUACGUAAUACCCAUGAACCGACUGAGGAAUUACCCUCUGUAGCAAAAAUUUUCGAAAUUGUUUGUAUUCGACAUCAAUCCAGAAGAGUUUGAAGAUUUUCCACCAGCUCAGGCCAAUAGGUGUGGGAUAUUUUACAUGAAAAUAUAUUGUAAAGAGAAGAAAUCUAACCGGGAUUUUCACUAUACCUUAUGAUUUUUGUGUAUGCUAAAAAUCUCCCCAAAUUUCGCGAUUUCAUUUUUUCAACUUGGUAUGGUAACGAAAACGUUCCGUCUGAAGUAUUACAUAAAUAUAGGAGAAGGCGAGGCCACGAGAAAAAAAAAUUUUCAUCCAGAAUGAUGUUUGAAGUCCUCUUUGAUCAUUUUUAAAAAAUUUUUCACAAAAUUUUUGUAGUACGUCAUUUUGCCCCGCUACUCCGUUGUGCCUCGCCUUCCUCUACACAUAAUUAUACCAAGUAUAUUACAAGAAAAGAAAACUUGAAGAGUACAUUUCUAAUUCCGAUUUAGCCGGCAGCUAUAUUAGACACUGUCAGUAAAGGGUCUCUACUAGACACAGCAGCGGAAUAAAACGAAUCAAACGACAGAGGCUUAUCGAAUUAUCAAUUUGUACAUCAAGUGUUUUCAAAUGGUACAUGAGAUACUAUAUAUAUUAUAACCAACUAUUACCAACGUUGUGCUCGAAGAACGUGUCUUAAUAUUGCCUGCUCUCCCCGUAAACAUAUAUUUGCAUAAUUAUAUAUACAUAUGAUGAAUGUAGGGCAAAAUAAUCUUCCUAAAUGUAUAACACAUGUUUAGUACAAUCUAUAAUUACAUCCAUAUAGAUUAAUAUCCGUUUGAAACGUAUAAGUCGCCACGCAAGCCACGAAUUCCCAUAAGAUUGUGUAUGGUCGCGAUUUUAGUCAUUUUGAUUCCCGUUUCCAUUUAUUCUUUUCUUCUUUUGAUUUUAAGCCUUUCGUUUUUUUAUUUUUUAUUUAUAAUUGUAUGAGCCAACUAUCGUUAACAUUCAUUUGUCUUCCAAUCAUACUAAACACAAUAAAUAAAUAUUAAUACAUGUUGUUGUGUAGUGUAGAUUAAACCGCGUUUGUGAUGUUAAAAUUCACGCAUUCCAAAUAAAAAUUCCAAGCACAUUUAAGCAUUUCAACCGCGAAAAAAGGGUAUCAGUUCUUACUCAGAGGUCAGGCAGUGAGCGAUGAUCACUGCAGCAGACAGAAAACACAUGAAAAAUGUAACGAUAUACAUUAAACAUUUGCUUGAAAUUCUAAA